CUGCUAUCUGAGAGCCAGAUCAACAUGGUGAAGGUGAUGAACUCAGUGAACGAUGCCCUCAACUCCAUGCAGAAGGAGACGGGGAACCUGAAGGGCAAGUUCAAGGCAGACCUCCAGAGAGCACCUGUCCGCAGUGCCCGGCCCAAAGGCUGCUCCAAUGGUAGGCCUAUGGAUGGACACCAGUGGUGGCUGGUGGAAGGAGAAAAAGGCAAUGAGUGCAUGGACAUCUCCUAACUACACCAUGUCAGCUGUAGAAAUGGUUGAUCCUUUGAGCUGAAGUGAACCAUAUGUUUGGCCAACUAAAUGUAUUUACUGUCUGACAAGGCUAUUGUUGUUCACAAUUGCACUAGAAGGAAAAAAGCACAGCUUCAUAUUGAAAUAUGUUUGCAUACUACCUCUGAUACCCCAAAUUAUUUUUGUACAAAAAUUGCAUUUCUAUACGGUACAGGAUUUGGACAUGAUGAAGUGAAGCUGUCUGGACAGAUUCAGACAGGGCAGACUAUUAAGAGAAGAAAAUGUUGGAGCUCACUGGUUUAAUUGAAUAAUUUCUAUGAUAAAAUCCAGGAUUUAAACGUUAAUCAGGUGUCUAUCUGAUCUCGCUAGGCUCCAGACCUCGGGACUGCAGCGAUAUCUACGCAAGUGGCCAGCGGGAGGAUGGGAUCUACUCUGUCUUUCCCAUGCACUACCCUGCUGGCUUCCAGGUCUUCUGUGACAUGACAACGGAUGGAGGAGGAUGGACGGUGAGUGUCUGA
Molecule: messenger RNA, 752 nt
Organism: Coregonus sp. 'balchen'
Lineage: Eukaryota; Metazoa; Chordata; Actinopteri; Salmoniformes; Salmonidae
Source: the annotation of a GenBank genome assembly